Oncorhynchus gorbuscha (pink salmon) is the source of this 6027-nucleotide messenger RNA. RefSeq names its product malignant fibrous histiocytoma-amplified sequence 1 homolog. The record is from RefSeq and is a predicted model, not a curated record. The transcript is spliced from 3 exons. Lineage: Eukaryota; Metazoa; Chordata; Actinopteri; Salmoniformes; Salmonidae. Gene Ontology annotation, molecular function: protein binding. Bases 1512 to 4598 code for a protein of 1028 amino acids.
GCAUCAUUUUCUUUAGGAAUGUAGUGAAGUCAAAAAUAUAAAUAGUAAAGUACAGAUACUCCCCAAAACGACUUAUGCUGUACUUUAAAGUAUUUUCACUUAAGUACUUUACACCACUGGUCCUUAACAUGUAUCGUCUAUCUCGGUUUUUGUUUGUGCUGCGUUUUUUAAUCAGUUUGAACUUCAUGUACUCAGAAUGAAAAGUAGCAUCGCAUUUUCAAAAAAUAUCAUUUACAAAUGGUACAACAUCGAACAUUUCUGUGCUUCAUGGUAACGGGUUCACGAGAAAAGCAUUAUGCCCUUUUUAUGUUAUGUACAAAUCCAAUCCAAUUUCAACUUUAGGGUCCCGAGUGGCGCAGCGGUCUAAGGCGCAAUAAUGUGUUCUUAACUGACUUGCCGAGUUAAAUAAAGGUAAAAUAAAAAUGUCUAAUUUCAACACAUAAUCCAAUGUGAUAUGGUGACGUAAUGGUUUUGACCAAAUCCUGUGCGUUCACAUUAUUUCCGUUAGAUGGAGACAAAUCACAUGUAACUCGCGGUACAAAGAACACGCAGUUUCCCGUCAAGGAAUACCAAGAGAAAGUGGUACAGUAUUUUGUAUUUGCCCCCAAUGAGACAUCAAAUCAAAUGUUAUAUAUAACAUGCGCCGAAUACAACUGGUGUAGACUUUAAAGUGAAAUACUUGCAUACGAACCAUUCCUUACGAUGCCUUGAACUCAUUACAUCAUGCAAGUUUCAAUGUCUGCUACUAAAAAAUACAUUGGGAAAGGGGACAUUAAAUAUGGUGUUUGAUCAAAAUAACAUUCCAGAAACUUAAUUCGGUACAAUUUGGUCUGUAUUUCUUAUAAGCAUGUUAUAUCCCAUCUACGACCAGAAUAUGGGGAAAAUGAGCUCAAUAUAGAAUCAUUAAUUCAACUUUUACAACUCAUCAGUUGGUGGGGAAAAUACAUCUAAAUAAAAUGGAAAACAGUUGCCUUCUCUGGAUUAAACAUACAUAGUCCUUUAUUUUUCUUGGCUAGCAAUAAUAAUAGCUUUCCCUCAUCAUGGUCAAUAGAAUCAAUAACUUAACCAAGAAGGUGUGCUCAAAGGCUGACGCAGUGUGUCCUAGGCGUUGUUGUUCUUUCCACACGUCCCUGAGCAGGAAGGACUGCAGCUCACGAGAGAACACGGACAGAGAGACUAGCAACUAGCGAGACAUAAGGAGUGACCGUUCCCGUUGUUUGAUUUCAUGCAUUGUUUGUUUGAAUAAGGGACGCGAUUGGAUGCUACGGUACCAGAUAAUGCGCUGGAGGGGCCAGCCGAAACGCAUGGGUUUUAAAAUAGACAUGAAAUUGCGGUAGGUUUCCCUUUUCAUUGUGUGGUUCGUGGCCGUAGAUAAAAGAUGAGUGAAGCGCUGCUGCCCAGGUCCAAUCGUCUUGAUAGGAUUGAAAAGCAUGGUUUCUUGCUCCUACUCGAAAUGGAGUUACUGUCGUUUUCCCCGUUGUUUGUAUUGUUGAUGAUAAGAACAAUAAACGAUGAACCAAGCACCUAGACCACCAUGCGACCAGGAUAACAAGGAGGGGUCGGUCUGCAAAGCCAUGGAGGACAAGGAGAACAAUCUCAAAACGGCUACGCUGUGGAGAGAUGCUGCUGUCCGCUCUAGGAAGCUGCGAAGUAACCUGCGUCAGCUCACUAUCUGCUCCAAAGACAGGGAGAGGAUAAUUCUACCUGAAAAUAUAAACGAGAUAGAGGUGCUCAAUCUGGGCAAUAACUCGCUGCACGAGCUACCAGAAGGAUUGGGGGCUACCCUCACAAACCUGCGUAUCCUUAUCCUCCGCAGGAACAAAUUUGUCACAGUUCCUUUUGUGGUGUUUGAACUAGGUCAACUUGUGGAGCUGGACAUGAGCCACAACUGCUUGAGCCACUUCUCUGAGGAUAUAGGCCUGCUGAAGGGGCUGAAAAAGCUCUGCAUCAGUCACAACAAGAUCCAGUACCUGCCGUCACAGAUUGGGGCACUGCAGUGCUUGGAGGAGCUGGACAUAAGCUUCAAUGACAUACGUGAUUUCCCCAGGUCCUUCUCACAGCUCAAGAGGCUCCGUACUCUGGAUGCCGACCACAACAACCUGGACCAGUGUCCCCCCGAGAUUCUUGCCUUCGGUGACCUGGAGGAGCUCGACUGCUCUGGGAAUACGUUUGCGUGUCUACCAGGGGACAUCAUGAAGCUGCAGUUCAUCAAGAUCCUGUGGCUCAGCAGCAUUCACAUCUCCUCAUUACCUGACACCUUCUGUCAGCUGCACAACCUGGAGAGCCUGAUGCUGGACAGUAACAACCUCUCGGCUCUGCCUCGUUCCUUUGGCGACCUUCAGAGACUUAAAAUGGUCAAUCUUUCAUCUAAUGAGUUUGAGGAGUUUCCCCAGGUUAUCCUGAACAUCACAGGACUAGACGAGCUUUACCUGAGCAGAAAUCAACUGUCUUUUGUCCCAGAAGAGAUAGGCCAGUUGCAUAGGCUGGCAAACCUCUGGUUGGACAAUAAUAAGAUUACUUAUCUGCCUGACUCCAUUGUGGAGCUAGAGAGAUUGGAAGAGCUUGUUUUACAGGGUAAUCAAAUAGCCAUACUUCCAGAUAACUUUGGAAAACUCUCCAAGGUAAACAUAUGGAAGGUGAAGGAUAACCCCCUCAUCCAGCCUCCCUAUGAGGUCUGUAUGAAGGGAAUCCCCUACAUCGCUGCCUAUCAAAAGGAACUCACACAUUCCCAGCUCGCUGUGAAGCCCAGAUUAAAACUGGUCCUGAUGGGAAUGAAAAAUGCUGGGAAAACACGGCUCAGACAGAGUGUGGUGAGUGAGCAGCAGGAUGCCAACUCUGCACAGGGGAACAAAGGGAUUGAUGUGACUAACUGGGUAGCGGACGCCGAUCGCAGUCUUACAUUUUUAGUGUAUGACCUGUCAGGGAAGCCAAAUUAUGACCUCGUCAAACCAUUUUUUCUCUCACCCGGUGCUCUGUACAUCCUUGUUGUGAAUCUGAAAACGUACUCACCCAAGAGCUUUUACGCCCACGUGGGGUACUUCCUCCACCUCCUCAGUGCCAAAGUGCCCCACGCUGUGGUCUGCAUGGUGGGCACACAUACAGACCUGUGCGGAGACAUGGAGGUGGAGGAGAAGAGCCUGGAUAUUCACAGACAGAUUGCCCUGCAGGAGAAGUGGGACAGCCAUUGCCUGCGGACCCUCGCCCAACAGGUGGACCAGGCCCUGGAACAGGGCUACAACAUCCGCACCUCCAGCCCUCACAUCCUCUUCUAUGGCGUCACAGACAAGAACCUGAGGCGGAAGAAAGCCCAGCUGCAGUACAUGCUGAACCACAGGCUGCAGCUCCUGUCCCCUGUCCUGUGUGUCAGCUGCACGGAGAGCCAGAUGAACAUCCAGAGGCUGAGGGAGAAGCUCAUGUCAGUGGCUGACCACAGGGACAUCUUCCCCAACCUCCACCGCGUGCUGCCCAAGUCCUGGCAGAUGCUGGAGGAAUUGCACUUUAAGCCCCAGGACCUGUGGCUCUCGUGGUGGGACUCGGCCCGCUUGGGCCUCCAGGCAGGACUCACAGAGGACCGCCUGCAGAGUGCCCUGUCCUACCUGCACGAGAGCGGGAAGCUACUCUAUUUCGAGGACAGUCUGACACUAAAAGAGUAUGUCUUCCACAACCUGCCACGCUUCAUCGCCAUCCUCAAUGUCUUCUUCCAGAGUGAUGAGUCCACUCUGCUGGAGAGGCUACUGUCAGAUGGGGAGAGGGGGGACAAAAGGAGGGCCAGUGUGGUUAUGGAGGGGGAGAAGGAAGAGGACCUCCGGGCUACCCAUCUACAGCACCAUGUGGAGGGCUUCCUCAGCCACGGCCUCCUGCCUUCCAACGUCAUCCGGCUGCUCCUGAGACCUCUCAUUCAAACCCAGCAGGACCUCCACCUCAUCAUGGAGCUGCUGGAGAAGAUGGGGGUCUGCUACUGCAUCAACAAGCCCCGCAGCAAGCCUUUGAACGGGGCCACCGUCUGGUACAAGUUCCCAAGCUAUGUCAGCAAUGAGGAGCCCCAUGCCGAGGCCUGGGUGAACGGAAGCUCAGUGGCUGCUAGUCCGUUCUUCUCUGUGGAGCAGCUGAAGAUUGAAUACAGCUUCCCCUUUCUCUUCCCACCUGGACUGUUUGCACGCUACAGUGUGCAGAUUAACAGCCAUGUGGUUCAGAGAUCAGAUGGGCGGCACCAGAUAUUUGCCUAUCGUGGUAAAGUGCCUGUGGUAGUCAGCUACCGUCCGGCUCAGGGCAGACUGCAGUCCGAGACACUGUCCAUAGCCAGCCAUGCCUCCCUGCCAAAUAUCUGGACUGCUUGGCAAGCGAUAACACCACUGGUUGAGGAGCUGAAUGUCCUUCUGCAGGAGUGGCCCGGGCUCUACUACAAUGUUCAUGUUCUGUGUUCAAAGUGCCUCAAAAGAGGGUCACCCAACCCACACACCUUCCCAGGUGAGCUUCUAAGCCAGCCGCGCCCUGAGGGGCUGACUGAGAUAAUCUGCCCAAAGAAUGGUUUGGAGCGGGUUGACGUGGCGCUGGUUUACCCACCUACGCCCACUGUGGUCAGCCCCUGUCUCAAAUGAGCCACGCGGCCUGGCAUCUACUGUCCUGUCUGACUGUACCCUCACGCCCGACUCUCUAGCCAACACCUGCUGCACACCUGAGUCUGAACCCCACAACCCAGCUCUCCCUCUGAAUCCCCUCAACCCACCCAGGCAGCAGCCAGACUGGACACAUAGCCAUGCAAGGUCACAGAGAUAUGCACCGUCAGCUGGAUGCAGUAGAGCUGAUAACUGUUAUCCAACUGUUCUUACACUGCCUCGCUAUGAUGACAAAGGCCAUAUUACAGGACUUUGGCUGAAAGCAAACCUUCACCGUGGUCGUUUUUUAAGACCCCAUCAGCAAGCAGUGUCUUUUCCAACUCUCUUACUCCACGCUGCCCUCCAGAUCUAUGACAAACCUCUGCCUAUAACCUAACCAGGAUGAAACACAGGAAAUCCACCAUAUCAACUAUCAAUUAAACAAUCGAGAGAUGAGUGGGCAAAGAGUUGGAGGGAUUUCUCUCUUUACAACUUAGUGGCGUCAUGAAAUGUUGGAAACCUCUUGGCUGGACUGCUACCCCAUUCUAAUUUCCCGUAAUGCUCAUUUUUAAUGCUCAUUUUCCACGUGUCCACGUGUAAAGGCUGUGAUUUGAAGAACAUAGAAAAGAGAACCGACUGAACCUCCUACUUACUAUAUCAAUCUAUGACUGACAGUUGUGGGGUCUAUCUGCCUGUCUGUUUCUAUGUCUGUAAACCAAAUACAGCCUUGUAUAGCCAAACACAUGAACACCACCUACUCUUAAAGAACACAACACACGUUACCCAUGUACAGAUCUUAACCUUUGCUUUGGCUUGCAAAGGGGCAGAUGUAUCAUAUGAAGUACAUGCUGGAAGGACAUAUUAUGUGAGGUCAGUGGACUGUGUUUAUGCCAAGGAAAUCCCACUUCAGCUGUACUUGUUUCUUUGUGGCAUAUCCUGACGAUGGUGUGAUGUAUUUGUGAUUUGCCAUUUCAGCUUUAGCAAGAAAAGUACUCGGUUUCACUUUAGACUUGUUCAAAAAUGAUCAUUGUAUGUAAAUAAAAGAUGAUCAUGUCCUCUAAAGGAAACAGAAAAAGAUGUCUGUGGGUAUUGAGUCUGAAGUCUUCACAGCACCUUCUUUGGUCGUGUUGAAAUAAAUUCCGCUAUUCCAAGAUGGUCUUCACUGGUAUGGGGGAGAUACUGCAAUAUGUUUAAAACAUGCAAGAAAAAAGUUUAUAACUUUUGUAUAUAAUAUCUUUAUUUUUGUAUCUUGACUUAAGUUGUCACCACCCUCUUUCAACAUUAUUUGCAGUGCAACGUUGUGCAUGGCCUCACUUAGCCAUUGUGAGAGUGUAGGCUCCGCACACUUUUAUAAGUAGCAGGUCAAACUUUCUCACAGCACAACGUAAAAAGCACCAAAUACAAAAUAAACCAACUACUGGUUUAAAUAUGA